AUGAUCAGUAAAGCUAUUAUUCUUGUCGGCGGGCCUUCUCGUGGCACACGUUUUCGUCCGCUUUCUCUUGAUUCACCAAAACCCCUGUUUCCGGUGGCCGGACAUCCAAUCAUCUGGCACCAUUUGGAAGCUGUCUCCAAGGUUGAAGAUUUAAAGGAAGUGCUAUUAAUUGGCUUCUUCGAAAACUCGGUCUUUGAAAGAUUUAUCGAAGAUGCAUCUCGAGAUUUCCCCAACAUUAUCGUCCGUCAGGAUCAACUUCAAGAUGGAAAACUUCGGUUGGAGCAGGAUUUACUUGGUUCUUUGGUUGACACCAGGAAACUUUAUGUAUACGAGACAACCGAUUUUUGGAGGCAGAUCAAGACAGCAGCUUCAGCUAUUCCGGCCAACGCGUUUUAUCUCGAGCAAUAUCGGAAAAAUAAUCCCGACCUCCUGUUGAAAAAUGAGUCCAAUGGUCCCGAGAUAGUUGGCUGUGUUUAUAAGCAUCCUACAGCGAUUAUUGAUCCUAGUGCCAAGGUUUGUGAAAGUCAUUUGAGACAAUCUUUUCGGGUUGCAUAA
Acaulospora colombiana is the source of this 555-nucleotide messenger RNA. The record is from the annotation of a GenBank genome assembly. NCBI's taxonomy places the organism in Eukaryota, Fungi, Glomeromycota, Glomeromycetes, Diversisporales, Acaulosporaceae.